Sebastes umbrosus (honeycomb rockfish) is the source of this 9916-nucleotide messenger RNA. It is a transcript of the gene nfic, whose product is annotated as nuclear factor I/C. Gene Ontology annotation, molecular function: RNA polymerase II cis-regulatory region sequence-specific DNA binding; DNA-binding transcription factor activity, RNA polymerase II-specific. The transcript has 13 exons. Bases 799 to 2331 code for a protein of 510 amino acids. Lineage: Eukaryota; Metazoa; Chordata; Actinopteri; Perciformes; Sebastidae. Gene Ontology annotation, biological process: regulation of transcription by RNA polymerase II. Gene Ontology annotation, cellular component: nucleus. The record is from RefSeq and is a predicted model, not a curated record.
ACAUGAAAAUCUCACUUUUUACAAUAUGGGACCUUUAAGUAGAGUAUGCUACUUGAGUAGGCUAAAUGUAUUUAUAGUGACAUUCCACUACUGGUUUUUGGAUGCACCAUAACCCUCCACUGUAUGGAUAGUUUAUGGGAUGUAUUCAGACUCUCUGUGUAUCAGUGCCCUCUGUCUGUCUGUGCUCAGUUCACGGCCAGUAGUUGAUAGUAGCUCCACAGUAGUGAACGUGAAGCGAAUCCUCAGAUGAACUCUCGGUGGAGGCCCGCCGGUGGCCCGGUAGGAGAGCCUCAGUAGUGCAGCAGCAGCUGCUGCGGCUUUAAGCCCGUCGUUUGGGAUGGGCUGGAUUCAUAACGUCAUUUCACUCCUCUUUCUUUUAUUCUUCGCCCCCUCAUCUCCUUCCCUCUCUCCAAAUGACACCGUCCCCCGUGCUUCGUUACACCUCCGGCCAUGCCCGCCACAGAAUGAUUAUUCUGAACUUUUCUCUCGGUGUUUUUCUCCCUGCGGAGCAUUUUUCCGGAGCCUCAACUUUUCUGGCGUGUCAUCAUUUCUGGAGUUAACGCGGCAGAGUCAUCCGAGGCGACCGGAGCUCUCUCUCUCAUAUCUGGAGUCUUCAACAACACACAGGCCAGGAAAUGCAGCGUUUUCUCUCUAACCCGGAGCUACCGCUGCUCCACUGACUCAGCGGGGGGAGAGCAAGGAGACAUGUGCAGGAAGAGAGAAAUGGCGAGCCUCGGGAUGUCUCUAAUGUUAACGCGAAGCCUGCUCUGAUUCAGCUGCUUCUUCUUCUUCAUCAACAUGAUGUUUUCUCCUCUCUCUCUGUCUCAGGAUGAGUUCCAUCCGUUCAUUGAGGCUCUGCUGCCCCAGGUCCGUGCCUUCGCCUACACAUGGUUCAACCUCCAGGCCAGGAAAAGGAAGUACUUCAAAAAGCAUGAGAAAAGGAUGACUAAAGAAGAAGAGAGAGCGGUCAAAGACGAACUGCUGGGGGAGAAGGCAGAGGUGAAACAGAAGUGGGCCAGCCGUCUUUUGGCCAAGCUAAGAAAGGACAUUAGACCUGAAUGCAGAGAAGACUUUGUCCUGUCAAUCACUGGGAAGAAAGCUGCGUGUUGUGUCCUGUCAAACCCUGACCAGAAAGGCAAAAUGAGACGCAUAGACUGUCUCCGACAAGCUGACAAGGUUUGGAGGUUGGACCUGGUGAUGGUCAUCCUGUUUAAAGGAAUCCCGUUAGAAAGCACAGAUGGAGAGCGCCUGGUGAAGGGAGGCCACUGCUCCAAUCCAAUCCUCUGUGUCCAGCCUAGACACAUCUCUGUCUCUGUCAAAGAGCUGGACCUCUACCUCGCUUACUACGUACAAGAGAGAGAGGCAGAGCAGAGCAGCAGUCCCAGUCGUACAGGAGUGGGCUCUGAUCAGGAGGACAGUCGAACCGCCACCUUGGAUGGUCCAGAGUUCCAGGACAGUUUUGUGACAUCAGGAGUUUUCAGUGUCACCGAGCUGGUCCAUGUCUCAAGAACUCCAGUAGUCACAGGAGUAGGACCUAGUUUCUCUAUGGGGGAGCUCCAGGGCCAUCUGGCCUACGACCUCAACCAGUCUGUCAACCAGCCAGUCAGCCUCAGACGAUCACUGGCCAGCACCUCAUCCAGCGGGAGUAAGCGUCAUAAGUCUGGCUCUAUGGAGGAAGAGGCUGACAGUCCAGGAGGGGAGUAUUACCACUCACCUUCCUCUCCUGCCAGCAGCUCCAGGAACUGGACUGAUGACAUGGAAGGAGGUCUGUCUCCUCCAGUGAAGAAGACAGAGCUGGACAGUCCCUCUCCCCAGGAAGACUCCCCAAGACUGGGAUCCUUCACUCAGCACCACCGGCCAGUCAUAGCUGUUCACAGUGGCCUGUCUCGGAGUCCCCACCCCUCCUCAUCUAUUCAUUUCCCGCCCUCGUCCUACUUCCCCCACGGAGCAAUCCGCUACCCUCCUCACCUGGCCCAGGACCCCCUAAAGGAUCUGGUCUCACUGGCCUGCGACCCUGCCAAUCAAACCCCCAGCUCACUGAAUGGCAGCAACCAGGUUAAAGUGCCCAGCCACUACAUCUCCUCUCAGAUGCUGGCCCCCCCUGGACCUGCUUCCUCCCUGGCUCCUCCUCCAUCCUCCCUCCCCAGGCCGACGCUGCCUGCAGAGUCAAAGGCCACCACCACCUCCUCUGAUGGGGGACCAAACUCCCCCACAUCACCCACAUACUCGGCCCCCGGGACACCCCCUGCCAAUCGCACCUCCUUCAUUGGAGUCACCCCUCGAGACCCAGGUGGACUCUACCAAGCUCAGUCAUGGUAUCUGGGCAACUGAGUGAGUUCUGGAGGAAAGGGGAUUGCCAUAGCAGUACUGUCCUGGAGGAGAGGAAACAAUGUUGUCAAGACAUCGCCAGAGGAAAAAUAUAUUCAUCUUUGUAGAAGCAUAACACGUGGUCAUACAUAUAUAUAAAUAUAUAUACAAUGAGAUAUAUUUCUAUAUUUGUAUGAACCCAGAAGAGACAGCCUGGAUGGUCGGAUGGAGAAGGUCAGCCACAGAAUGAACUACGUGACACUAAAUAGUUCUCCACAAAUGGCCACUGAUGACGCGAGAUGUGAUUUUCAAGUGAAAGCAAUGGAAGCGAUGCAGAUGGUCCGGUUGGUCUAGAGAUGAACUGCAGACCAGAACCAGGCCUCAACACGCCGGAUCCUAAGAAGCCUGUAACCCAACUGUUUUCCCAGGAUGAGGCCGCUUUCCCUGGAAUGGAUGUCAGCCUUUACCCCUGUACCCCGGGUCUCUACACUAAAUCCAGUAUAAGGCCUCCUCCCUGGGACAGACAUAGCCCUCAUCCCCCCCCCCACACACACACCCCACCCCCUCUACACCCAGAAUGCCCCUCUCCGCUGCAGGUGCUGCUUAUAAUAUAUGCAAAUAAGCCUCCCUUUUUUUUUUUUCCUGAACCGACUAGAAAGAGAGAUCCUGUUGUAUGUAAAGUUUCUUUGCACUUUUUAAAUGUGUUAUCGAUGCGACUCCGAGUCGAAACAGAGCAGUUUUUUUUCUCUCUUCCCACCAAAAGACAGAGGCUUUGUCUUUUUUAUUGACAAUCAUCGGCCUGAAACCAUUACGUUGCUUUGCUAAGCUCAUGUUUUUAAGACUGUUUUGAUUGUGCUUUUUUAUCAGAAGACAAUGAGUAAUAGUGGAAUAUAAGAGCUAUAUUCAUACACACGAUGCUACAGUUGGACACCAGUGUAGAGUUAAGCCCAGUGGUAUCAGGAGGGGGGACAUCUUCUUAUCUUGGAUACCCUUCAGAUGCUGAUCAUUUUGCCACGGCAGUACUUAUCCAAAACAGCCAAAAGGCACAGUGUUUGGAGGAGUCGUGCAUCUGCAGCAAAGAAACAGCCGCUAGCCGCACUAGAACCAGGAUCACGUGGCAGCACAGACUGCAGUAAACUGGCUGUUGAGCUCAAUGGGUUUGAAACUGUAGCAUGGUGCUGUGUAUGUGUGUGCGUGCGUGUGUGUGUGUGUGUGUGUGUGUGUGUGUCAGAUUGUGAAUAUGGUUCCUGCAUUUCCACACUCAUCCCUGCUCUGUUUUGAUGAGAUGUUGACGUGUCUCAGAGAACACAGCGGCGGGAGUUUGUACUUGUAUGUAGGUAGAUUAGAAAGAGAUAUAGCAGGCAUUGCACUAUGAUUAUUUUAACCAUGUGGCCACGUUGCCAAGCUGGCUGGCUGUAUUGUGUUUUUCUCGAUGGUUAGGACGGCAGGUCAUGUGCAUGCUGACUUGAACUGAGCACAAAAUCCAGGUUUCUUGUCCAGCUCCUGGAGCGGGUAGUGGUCUGGAAGGUGUCUCGACCCCGACCCCGACCCGACCAAUCUGUGGAGGAACAGUAUCAGAAGGGUUUGGGUUGAGGUUAGGACAGGUUAGGCACAGUUGCUAGGUUUGGUUUCAAGUCUAACCUUGAUGGUUUAGCACCGGCAACAAGCAACAAAAUCAAGCAUUUCAAACAAGUUUGCUUGCUUUUCCGCGUCCAACCCUGACACUAUAUUUGCAUUAUGACAGUGAGGCAAAGCACUAUUCUGGCUUUUCGCAGCUUAAUUUAGUCAAUAAUCUUUUUUGAAAGAUAUUUAAUAGCUUCAAAUAUUACAUGCUGCAUUUUAACUUCGUCUUAAACAUUUGACAAGCUUAGCGUUUUGAUAGAAUCCUAACGAACGUUAGUCCCUAUCCGCAGUAAUGACGACAUCUCAGAACCACCAAGAGCGAGAUGUCAGUUUUAAGGGAUAGCAAACAGCCCAGUCUGUGUGUAGAUGUCAAAGAUCUGAAUGCAGAAUCAAAUUAUAAAAGAUAUCAUUAUUGAUAUUUGUCUGUAAAAUCCAAUGCAUACUCCAAAUGCAACCGUAGUAGAACAUGUGCACCCUGGCCUUUUUUGCCGUUUCGUACACCGUCUCUCUGGAGAUGAAAAUGAGAUUUUUAGGGACUAAUAUUUUAUAAUCUGUGCCAUAUUUGAAUCUCCAAAGUUUUGCAGCUAUAAAGCAGUCUAUUGAGAUGUGUUGCCUGGGGAUGUGGAUUGGUGUUUCUGUGUUGAGGUGCGAUCAGAUUGAAAGGAAAGCGAAUUUUUGCCUGGCUUUUAUUCACAUGAAUUUGACCGCUGGAGUGUUCCUGCAGUCUGAAGAUGUUGCUCCGUGAUUUGGUCACUUUGUGUUCCCUGCUGCAAAGAGCAGGGGGAAAGCCUGACCAUUCUUAUUUUACUUGUAUUACAGCAGCGGUCCCACAGCUGUCUUCUAUCUGCCCCGGAGAGAUUAAAUGUUUUCUAAAGGGGCGAAACCAAAGUUUAAAUGCAAUAUUUCGGAUCACCGGUGCAGUCUGAGCGAACCUAAUGUGCACCCAGUAAAGAGUAGAGCAGCGUUGCACAGUCAGUGGAGAUAUCAGGAUUCACUCCGGGGAAAGUAUGUAAUUGUUCCGGGUAGAAAGGAGACAUCGGUGGAAGAUGCAACCCACUGUAGUAAAAGAUAAUGUUUCGACUGAGGUUCACAGUAACAUUCAGAGUGCGUGGUGAGGUCACAACCAGUGAACCAGCUGUACACAGCCUCACUAGCUGGCAACGUACGCACCAGCCAUGUGUGCUGAGACUGGCUGUGUGUUUGGAUGACAGCUCAGACUCACCGGAAACGGUUCGGUCUCUAUUUUACUCUACUACUAUUUUUUCCCCUUUUUUUCGUCUCUUUGUUUCUUUUUAAAUGUUUGCGUCAAACUGUAAUGGAAUAAGUGUUUUUUAGCAUCUCCGCGUAAUAUUGCGCUGCCUAGAAUUAGCAGCAUUUUCGUCGACUCGGCACGCAGUCGGGCCGCGUCUAAAAUUCGGUUUGCAUUCAUUCUGAUCACAGGUGUCUUUUCCUUUUCCUUUCCCAGGGUUCGGGGUUAAGUGUCUGUGUCUACUAGGGGUUCAGAUUUUAUACCGAAGGUGCUGGGUUUUGGUAGGGCGAGGUUUAAGGUUUGGUUAAAGUUGGCUUAAAGCUGAUGUAUACUGCAUGGUGCUGCCCCGGUCGCUGUGUUGACCUAAUGAAUGCAUGGCUCAAACUGAUGAUACCUCUCCCUCUCUGUCCUCCUCCUCCUCUUCCUCCCCUUCCUCCCUCUGUACUCUGUAUUACAUCAGACAGCAGUGGAUUGAAGGGCUGUCUAUUUCUUUAGAUUUGAAUAAUAGCCCUGUUAUUAAACUUCUAUUUUGCACGAUAUUUCAUAAAACACAUUAUGUGCCUUGCCUUUAGUUAAAGAACAAUAAUACAUUAUGGGAAAGUGAUAUACUUUUCAUGGUACAGCUGGUAGCACUUAAAAAAAACAACGACAAAAAAAGCUGCAUGUGUGAUUGCUUGACAUUAACCAGUGUAGCGGGUACACAGUUUUAGGUUAAACAGCCGCAGUGGAUGAACUGCGAGCUUUCCUUAGCUUCAGCAGAGGCUUAUCCUCUGCCACCAUCCGACUAAAGACAGCACAUUUAUUACAGUGGAAGAAAAAGUCUGACAUUUUGGGAAUUACAGUUGUUUGCCGUCGUACUCAGAGUCACAUGAGAAGGACGAUAUCUCGUUCAUCCCGCCGUCCAGUAGCGUACACACAGUAUAGACAUGUUAAGCUUAGCUUCGCAGAGAUAAACACAUCCCAACCAUUACCCCUAUUAUCUGAACUCAAGGUCCAUUUACUACCUUUGUCCACUGCGUUCAACCACAUCUCACAGGUUUCAUCAGCUGAUUGAGGCCCAGACACACCAAGCCGACAUCAGUGAACUAGAGACGAUGAAGGACGACUGUUGCGUCGCCUCACGUCGCCUUUGUCUUGGUGAAAACGUUGCAUUUGAACACACCGCAAAGACUACAGCCGAUGGCACGCUGAGUUAAGAUGAUUUUGGUUUUCCGAGGUCAGGAACCAACUGGACACAUAGAUGUGUUUGUCAUCUUAUUCUGAGGAAAACUAGAAAAGAACUGUAGCGCCCAAAAUGUUGGACUGUUCCUUUAAGUGUUGAUUUUUCAAAGCCAUCAACGGUGUUGGUUGCACUCAUAGAGCUGAUCUGGUUCAGCAGCUCAUCUGUUUAAAGCUGACAUGUUGGCUGAUAGGUGUGUGUGUGUGUGUCUGUGUGUGUGUGGGCAUUGACAGUGUUGCUGUGUGUGACACGGUGAUGAACUAGACGUGUGUUGUCCCAAAAUGUGGACACCAGCGUGUUGUGAGUGAAACACUAUCGUAGACCACAUCACGGCUACCUAGACGGUUCUGCCUAAAUGUUCACAAUACAAACAAAAGCCAUUUUCAGCUCCGUCACCCUGUUUUAAUAUCAAGUAUGAAAUACAUGCACACACACACAUUGAUAGUAUUUAUUGCAGGGAAAAAGUAUCUGAUCUAAUGGAAACAUGUUCAACAGGUUCAGCAGCUCUCUGACUGACUGACCACUACAACACCGUCCCUUUGCCCAUACCAUGACUUUGACCACGUGACCAAUCAUGUGACAACAUACUACAAAUCUGAGUUUUAUAUGGAUGCAUGACACUAUUCUUACUUAACUCGGCUUUUAGGUUAUUUUUAUUGAGUUGUUAUUAUUACGUUGCUUGUAGCAUUAUAGCUUUAAACACAACAGUGUGUGUGUAUAAAUAUGUACAACAUGGACUUACCAGUCAUAAAAAAGGAUGUAUAGAAUGUUGAAGUCUGUUGUGUUUGUCGCAUUUUAUUUUGGCUCUCUGGUGGCCGAGCCGCAGAGUAAGGGACCCAUGAAAUGGGGGAAAUUGUGGGUGGGCUGCUAGUGAAGUUUAUCCAUGUGAGGGAUGAUGAACGGUUGAUUGUUGUGGAAGAGAGAGACAAUCUUGGAAGUCACGUUAAGGUGUAGUGAACUAGAAUGCAUAUCUCCGCUAAGGCUGCACAAUGACUUAUUUUAAUAACAGUAGAAAAAUCCGACACUGGUUCAGAUUCAAGUAGGGUUGGAGCCGAUGGAUGUCACGCUGAUAGCAACGUUUUUAGGAUAAUAUUGGGGCUUUGAAUGGGAGCUGUACAACGGGGGGUCUCUUCUGUCAUAAAUAUUGUAAGCCAAAGUGAAAAGUGCUUUGUGAAUGACCACAUGGUGGCGCUGUUCUUCCAGCUACAUACCUGAAACUUCAAUGUUAUUUGUUCAGAACCAGAGCUAAUAGUUCACUACUGAAGACCGAGAUUCAUAGAUACAAGGCCAAGUAGUAAUUACAAGUUAAUGUUCGCACUCCCUCUUUCAAUCAAAGAUAUUUUGGCUGUAAUAAUGUCCUAAAUAAUAUGACCAUGGCGAUACAUCCAGAACUGUGUAACCAGCAGCACCAGGUAUGAAGCUGGACCGUGGUACUCAACAUGGCAGCAGGAUACAGGCUAUUACUGCCUGUUAGCAAAUGCACAACAGGAACCUCUGGGGCCUCAGUCAGGAAACAAUAAGUCACUUUUAGAUUGGAGUCAGGCAGGACAGAAUGGAGGACAACGAAAGUUAGUUAAAAUUUAAGAGGGAGUGGACACAAUAACACCAAAAUCGGUUCAGUAUAACAGCCGACUGUACGACCCAAUUCAGCUACGCUAAACAUUUAAAUCACCUCUCUCACUCAAAGGAAAAAAAAGAAUACUAUAUGAUGUGCAAAGGUUAUGUAUGUUAUACUGCAGUGGCUUUGUGGUUGUUUCCCCUCCAGCUGAUGAAGUUGCACGUUGUACUUUAGGAAUCGUACCACUGCUUCACAUCGUCUACCAGAAGCUAUACCUGGAGUGCAAAUUCUAAACCUUAAAGGGAUAGUUUGGGUGUUUCUCAGUGGGGGUUGUAUGAGCUACUUAUCCAUAGUCAGUGUAUCACCUACAGGAGAUGGCUGGAGAAACAGAGACAUGAGUACCAGCAGGGAGGUUCCCCACCUCCAGUGGACAGUGUGGUAGAAUAACGUGUGAGAAAGUAGUACACAUCAGCUCAGCCUCUCAUGCUCAGACAUCGUGCUCUCCUCGGGGUCAAACAACGUCGUUAUGCAAACGUAUCACUUUCUCUGCUCUGUUCAAAUAUACCAGCAGGUAAACGGCAUGGAAAACGGAUCUCAACAAGCAGUGCCUAUCAUUUUACUGCUAGUUUUGUGUUAUUUUCUAUGCUGUGCUUUGUGCAGUGUGUGUUGUGUUCAAACACCGCAUGGUCGUGUGACACACUCCAGCCCCGGGGGGUUGGUGCUCAGUACUAGCAGGGUAACAAGCCAUAAAAAUAACCCAAAGAGUCGAAGAACAUCUAGAGGAAACUAUAGAGACUGUAGAUAAUGUUCAGUGGAGUUGUGGUUGGUGGGGUUACGUUCAGGGACUAAAGCUGUGUCCCCAGUUUCGCCUCCUUUCGAGGGGUUGCACUAGAAAAAAGGCUGUCCCCUUCCUGAAGCAGCUAAAAGUGCGGUGAUGCCGCCUCACAAAAAAGGUUACCAAAGAGACAGAGUAUGGAACAAAUCAUCAACUUAAUGCUAAUUAAUGAUUAGUUAACAUUUAUUUCCUGAAUCGCGUCGAAGCAUUAGCAGUGGCGAUCCAGCGAUGAGGUCCUUUAUCGGUUUUAUCUUUAGCUCAGCUUACUGACCUCACAGAAGACAUUUUGGCAUGUCACAGUUCAAACUCAUUAGGUGUAACUAAUGGUGCCUUCAAAUGGGGUCGUGUUUACCGUGUUCACGCUAAGAGUCCAUAUGAACGCCCCCUCCCCCACCCCCCCUCUUGUGGUAUUCACGACCUCGUAAGUGGAACGUUUCUCAAAGAGUUGUCAGAAAUGGCGGAGGCCUUGGAAGUUCAUGUUUCGGUACAUAAUAAGUUAAUAUAUCUCUGCGUCUGUGGCUUCUAGACGCCGACAGUAACGUUAAUAUUGUCGUUGCUUAGCAGCGAGGUGUUCUCAGGACUUAACCACUUGAGCGCCAAGCAUAUCGUGUAAACGACUUCCCGCGUUGUAAACACAAGCUCAUGAGUUUAAUUUGAAGGCACCAUUCUAAAAUGAACAACGGCUAAAUUCCAUUUAGCUGCUUCAGUUUCAGGGUCCCGGUAUUGUGCAUACGGCUCACUGUCUUGGCUGGGAGCCGUUAUUAAUGUUCUCAAUAACACCUGUGAUAUUCCUGCUAUGACAAGUCAAAAGAUCUACUGUGAAAAAAGGCCUGCUGCUGACAACAUAGAACUGAUCAAUACAUUAUUAAAACACACAUAUUAGGAACUGUAUAAUACUUUGUUGCUCAUGCUGAGUUGUUACGUGGAACGCAUCUUUUUUUUGGGACAGAGAAGACAGGAAUAAAGAGAGGAGGGGAACGACAUGCAGCAAACAGAGUAGACUGGCUGCUCGGGGUAUUUGCGUGGUGGAUGCACUCGACUUUCGGGUUGCCCCACUUGAAAUGCAUCAUUACUUGGUCAUUAAUUCACCAUUAAUGACCAUUUUUGUCAUUGUUACUUAGAAGA